Mus musculus (house mouse) is the source of this 448-nucleotide messenger RNA. It is a transcript of the gene Rps26, whose product is annotated as ribosomal protein S26. Gene Ontology annotation, biological process: translation. The coding region runs from base 29 to 376 and encodes 115 amino acids. NCBI's taxonomy places the organism in Eukaryota, Metazoa, Chordata, Mammalia, Rodentia, Muridae. The record is from RefSeq and is marked validated. Gene Ontology annotation, cellular component: cytosolic ribosome; rough endoplasmic reticulum; cytosolic small ribosomal subunit. Gene Ontology annotation, molecular function: structural constituent of ribosome. The transcript is spliced from 4 exons.
GGAUCCUCUUUCGAGUCUUGGCUCCAAGAUGACCAAAAAAAGAAGAAACAACGGUCGCGCCAAAAAGGGCCGCGGCCAUGUGCAGCCCAUUCGCUGCACGAACUGCGCCCGGUGCGUGCCCAAGGAUAAGGCCAUCAAGAAGUUUGUCAUUCGGAACAUUGUAGAAGCCGCUGCUGUCAGGGACAUAUCUGAAGCAAGCGUCUUCGACGCCUACGUGCUUCCCAAGCUCUAUGUCAAGCUGCAUUAUUGCGUGAGCUGUGCCAUCCAUAGCAAGGUUGUUAGGAAUCGAUCCCGCGAGGCCCGGAAGGACCGAACACCCCCACCACGAUUCAGACCUGCUGGCGCUGCACCUCGACCUCCACCAAAGCCCAUGUAAAGAGGCCGUUUUGUAAGGACGGAAGGAAAAUUACCCUGGAAAAAUAAAAUGGAAGUUGUACUUUACAUGGCA